AUGACUGCCUCUAGGGUCGAAGAGAAACAAGCGCCUAUCAGGGCCGAUUGGGCUGACAGAACUCCGACAGAUCACGACAAAGUCGACGUGUUUGGGCCAGAAGACCAGCAUGACAUCAAGUACAAAGUGCUGUCAUGGCCAUUGGUGGCAGUUCUCAUGAUCGCUGAGAUUGUAUCCAAUGGCAUGCUAUCGCUACCGUCGUCUCUCGCACAGGUGGGCAUGGUGCCUGGACUCAUCAUUAUUGUGUUUCUUGGUGUCUUUGCGACAUACACCUCAUGGCUGCUGGUCAGGUUCAAGCUUCGACACCCCGAAGUUCAUACCAUGGGAGACGCGGGCUUCAUCAUGUUCGGGCCAAUUGGGCGUGAAAUCAUGGCCUUUGGAACUCUCUGCUUCUCAAUAUUCGCCUGUGGUGGACAGCUACUCGCUGGUCAGAUUGCGCUGGCCGCCUUGACCGACAAUCGGCUUUGCCUCAUGUUAUACACGGGCAUUUUUGCUAUCCCAACGCUGCUGUGCUCGCUUCCAAGAACAUUCCAUGGUUUGAGCUGGAUCUCUAUUGCCAGUGUUCUCAGCAUAUUUGUUGCGGGAGUUGUGGGCAUGGCAGCGGCUGGUAUUGCGCCUGAUCCGAACAGAUCUGUCGAGGUGGCCGUGGCAUCGGACUUCUACACAGCUUUCGUGUCCAUCACCAAUCCAGUCUUUUCGUUUGCUGGACAUUUCAUGUUUUUUGUGCUCGUUUCCGAGAUGAAGGAACCGAGACAUGCCAUGCGCGCAGCGUAUACAUUGCAGUCUUUUGCCACAGUUUUCUACGCCAUUUUUGCCGGUGUUACCUAUGGAUAUAUUGGGAGUACGGUCAAAUCGCCAUCAUUUUCUUCGCUGCCCCCAUACUGGCAGAAGGUCUCGUAUGGAAUAGCACUACCGAACCUUUUGCUGGCUGGAGCCUUGUAUGCGCACACGGCGAGCAAGGUAAUCUUUGUUAGAAUAUUUCGACAUUCGAAGCAUCUUCACAGUCACACAAUCAUAGGUUGGAGUGUAUGGAUUGGAUUAGUCCUCCUCGCGAAUGGUCUGUCCUUCCUUCUCGCUGUUGGUGUUCCAAUUUUUAACUACUUGAUUGGAAUUGCCGCUUCACUCUUCGCGGCCUGGUUUACGUACGGAAUUGCUGGCAUGUUUUGGCUUCACGAUGCAUAUCAUGACGGCCCGGGUUUCUAUGCUUGGCGUCGACAAUGGGCGCAAACAGCUCUAGCCAUUGCGACAAUCCUUUCUGGUGCCUUUAUUUGCGUCGCUGGUCUUUAUGUUACGAUUCGAGGAAUUAUUGAUGCUUAUGCCAGUGGUCAACUUCCUCCCCCGUUUACUUGCUAG
Pochonia chlamydosporia 170 is the source of this 1353-nucleotide messenger RNA. Its product is annotated as amino acid transporter. The transcript has 3 exons. Gene Ontology annotation, biological process: amino acid transmembrane transport. Gene Ontology annotation, cellular component: vacuolar membrane. Gene Ontology annotation, molecular function: amino acid transmembrane transporter activity. The record is from RefSeq and is a predicted model, not a curated record. The coding region runs from base 1 to 1353 and encodes 450 amino acids. NCBI's taxonomy places the organism in Eukaryota, Fungi, Ascomycota, Sordariomycetes, Hypocreales, Clavicipitaceae.